Molecule: messenger RNA, 2010 nt
Organism: Paraphaeosphaeria sporulosa
Lineage: Eukaryota; Fungi; Ascomycota; Dothideomycetes; Pleosporales; Didymosphaeriaceae
Product: ubiquitin-activating enzyme E1 3
Exons: 5
Coding region: 1-2010 (669 amino acids)
Biological process (GO): protein sumoylation
Cellular component (GO): cytoplasm; SUMO activating enzyme complex
Molecular function (GO): SUMO activating enzyme activity
Source: RefSeq, a predicted model, not a curated record
AUGGCGACUGGACGCGACAAACACGCGGGCAAGAGCCUCGGCUCCAAUCUGCAUGCGCGCAUCAAGCAGGCGCGCGUGCUGAUGGUGGGCGCCGGCGGCAUUGGCUGCGAGCUGCUCAAGAACCUCGUCCUGACCGGCUUCGGCGAGAUCCACAUCGUCGACCUCGACACGAUUGACCUUAGCAAUCUCAAUCGCCAGUUCCUCUUCCGCAAUGAGCACAUUAAGAAGUCCAAAGCUCUGGUCGCGAAGGAGUCGGCGGGCAGAUUCAACCCCAACGUCAAGAUCGAGGCGUACCACGACAACAUCAAGGAUCCCAGGUUCAACGUUGCGUGGUUUAGCAAAUUUGACAUUGUGUUCAAUGCGCUGGACAAUCUGGAGGCGCGCCGCCAUGUCAAUAAGAUGUGCUUGGCAGCCGAUGUGCCACUGAUCGAGAGUGGAACGACCGGCUUCAACGGCCAGGUGCAGGUCAUCCAGAAGGGCAAGACUCAAUGCUACGACUGCACGCCGAAAGAGGCACCCAAAUCUUUUCCCGUGUGCACCAUCCGAAGCACCCCGUCGCAGCCGAUUCACUGCAUUGUGUGGGCCAAAUCAUACCUCUUCACCGAGAUAUUCGGCACCUCGGAGGACGAUGCGCCGGAGCUAGACCAUAGCGAGGACUCGGAGAACCGGAAAGAGAUUGAGAACCUGCGCAACGAGUCGCAAGCAUUGAAGCGCAUCCGCGGGACAAUGGGAUCGGAAGAGUUCCCAAAGCUAGUAUUCGACAAGGUUUUUAAGGAAGACAUUGAGCGGUUACGAAGCAUGGAAGACAUGUGGAAAACGCGGAAGGCGCCCACUGCCCUAGAUUUCGAGGACCUCCUAAAGGCACUUCCUAGCGUCGAGAAGAACAUCGCAAGCAAGGAUCAAACGGCGUGGACAGUCACAGAAAACUUUGCAGUAUUCUUGCACAGUCUGCGGCGACUGAGCGAUCGCAUGGAAGAAAGCAAGGCGAGCGGUGAUACAGGCAACUCGCCGCCGAUUCUUAGCUUCGACAAGGACGAUGAGGAUACUUUGGACUUUGUUGCUGCCAGCGCGAAUCUAAGGUCCAUCAUCUUCGGCAUAGAGGGGAGGUCGAAGUUUGACAUCAAGCAAAUGGCUGGCAACAUCAUUCCGGCGAUUGCAACCACAAAUGCAAUGACGGCUUCUAUCUGUGUCCUGCAGGCUUUCAAGGUCAUGCGCGCAGUGAUCGCUAAGGACGAGUUGAGCGCGAAACUUAACGACGCGCAGCUCACUGGAUCGAGCAAGGAGUCUUCCAAAGCCGACGCGAAAGCGGAGCAAGUCGAGGUCAAACCAGACGAGGCAUUCUCCCAGAAGCUAUCUAAGGCAAAGAUGGUAUUCCUUGCCCCGAACGGUACUGAGCGCCGGUUGACGACCGAGGGUCUUAGCUCCCCUAACGCGUCAUGUCCUGUUUGUAGCGUCGCGCAAUCUACCAUUGUUGUAGAUGCUAGCCGGGCUACCUUGAACGACCUUGUCGAGAACCUUCUCCGCUUGCAGCUCGGCUACGGCGAGGAGUUCAGCAUCAACAGCGAAGCUGGCUUGCUUUACGACCCUGAGGAAGAUGCCAACCUUAACAAGACCUUCGCCGAGUUGGGCCUCAACAAUGACGCCUCCAUCACAGUCAUUGAUGACGCCGAGGAGGGUGCGAGGGUCAAUCUGGUGCUACACAUCUCUGAGCAGCCGAUGGAAUCAGAAGCGAGACCAAUCGACCUCACCCAGAAGCCCGAGAUACCUCUCAAACCCAAGGCUGCAACGCCGCCCGCUGAGACCAACGGUGACUGGCGACCAAUCGUUACCAACGGUCUCACUAACGGUGCGACCAACGGCGCUACUAACGGUAUCAAGCGUACGGCCGACGAGGCUGGUUUCGAGGAAGAGCUGGUCAAGAAGAAGGGCAAAGUCGCCGCAAAGCCUGAUGAUGACUUCGUCAUCGUCGAUGACGCGAAUGAUGGGAUUAUUGUUCUUGACGACGACUGA